AUGCGAGCGAGGCGGCGUCCACACGCUCCGCUGGACUGGAUUGCGGAGCCAGAUGCGGAGCGAGGCUUCUUCUGUGGCCGCCGCCGCCUUCCGGAGCUCGCGGUCGCCUGUCCCGGUUGGGGCGCUGCUAACGCGAAGAAAUCCACAGCCCCCUGCCAGCCCCCUAACCUCCGCUCCCCCUUUCCAGUAGUCCAGAGUUUCCCCACGGGCUCAGGCUCCCUCCGCGCUGCGCGCUAUCUGGGUAUUUCUGCCCACGGGCAGAGCACACUAUCCUCACGACUGGG
Molecule: messenger RNA, 284 nt
Organism: Podarcis lilfordi (Lilford's wall lizard)
Lineage: Eukaryota; Metazoa; Chordata; Lepidosauria; Squamata; Lacertidae
Source: the annotation of a GenBank genome assembly